Messenger RNA from Rhagoletis pomonella (apple maggot), 756 nucleotides. RefSeq lists its product as uncharacterized. Gene Ontology annotation, biological process: synapse organization. Gene Ontology annotation, cellular component: neuron projection membrane. The record is from RefSeq and is a predicted model, not a curated record. NCBI's taxonomy places the organism in Eukaryota, Metazoa, Arthropoda, Insecta, Diptera, Tephritidae.
GUUAUGUGGGUCAGGCGAACAACAGAAAAGGUCUCUUUAUUAACUGUUGGCAACAUCACAUACAGCGGCGACCCACGAAUUCGCGUCAAGUUUCAGUAUCCAAAUAAUUGGCGGCUGCUCAUUAAUCCCACGCACAGGGAGGAUGCUGGCGUCUAUAUGUGUCAAGUUUCAACGCAUCCUCCGCGAGUUUUUACAACAAAUCUAACCAUUAUGGAGCCCCCUUUACGUCUAAUAGACGAUCAAGAACGGGAAGUAAGUGACCGCUUUUACAAAGCAGGCAGCACCAUAGAUCUUUAUUGCCAAGUCUCGCGUAGUUUUCUACUUAAAGAGAGGGUUAAAAUUGAAAACUCUGUACAACCAUACGAGCAGAAUCAAACAAAAGUAAAUCCUAGCAAAGGCCACAUAGGAGCCAACCGCUUGGGUUCCGGAUACAAUGAACUAUUAUCGAAUAACAACCAAAGCAAUACUAAGCUGUCAGGCCAUGCGUUUGAAAAACAAUUCAUCAGCAUGAUAUUUUGGGCAAAGGACGGCGAAGUAUUACCUUCUACAAUAAUUAAACAGUCCAGCACCUCGGAAAAGUGGCUAAUAAGUCGUGUUUCGAUCAUGGACGCCAAACUGCUUGAUAGUGGAAAUUAUUCGUGCUCCAUUGGAAAACUCUUCACUGCUAUUGUGCAGGUACAAGUGCUGGCAGGUAUAGAUGUAUUAACAAACGAUAAUCCAGCAGUAGCGACGACAUCUCUUAAUCGAGAACUGUAG